Mytilus californianus (California mussel) is the source of this 3292-nucleotide messenger RNA. RefSeq lists its product as uncharacterized. The coding region runs from base 231 to 2708 and encodes 825 amino acids. The transcript has 12 exons. NCBI's taxonomy places the organism in Eukaryota, Metazoa, Mollusca, Bivalvia, Mytilida, Mytilidae. The record is from RefSeq and is a predicted model, not a curated record.
UGUUUUAGAAUGUAUGUACUCAGGCAUUCUUAUGUGUGUAUCGCGCACACCUUAUAAAGAACACAAGUUCCAAGGAGUAUGAAGUGCUAGAUUCGACUAAAAGCCUAGCUGGAGUGGCGGUGUUCUCCUCUCUUUUUCUGUGGAUUUUAACUAUUAUUUCCUGCUUUUAGGAUCUUUUCAAGGAAAUAUUACUUCUCUUUCUUGUAUAGUCAGAAAGCACAAGGGGCACGAUGUUAUUCCCAGGAAACUCCAGAUGGAACAAAUAUUUGGCAGGACCCUCAGAUCGUUCAUCAAACGAAAUGACUGUCAGGAGGAGCAGGUAUUCAUCGGUGCCACCAGGAUACUUCGCUAGCACUAAAGGACAUUCAGCACUAAGAAAAUGGUCAUAUGCCCCAACAUCCAGGGCUUCUCUAUACGAGGAUACCUAUAUCCCUGAGGUCAUCAGACCAAGAUCAUAUUAUGACACAUCCAGAGAGGAGAAUGAAAUUAGAAGAGGUGUCAACGAUGAGCUGAUUUACACAUCAAAUUUAAUGGACGACACCUAUGAUUUAGCAUCAAAAUCACGAAACAGAGACCAAAUUCUGCUGAGGGACGCCACAAGGGCACUCCCUUCGACGAUGCCUGCUAGCCAAGAUAAGAAGACUGCUUCUCUCACUCCAGCUAGGCGUUUUUCACCCCGCUCGACGUCUUCGAUAACACCAUCUUUUACAAAGAAACCAACUGCUUAUCCACGACUUGCCCCGCCAUUAUAUAGAGGAACAACUAACGUACAGCCGUUGGGCAUAUUAACAAAGCUUGAUUGGACGUCCCCAUUACAAAAGUACCAAAGUCCCGAGCUAUAUAACGGAGACGAUAUGUCGGAAAUCUCCUCAUACACGACCCCAACACAGAGUGAAAGAUCCUCCCCUGAACGAGAUGACGGGACUGUGCCACGUAGAUAUAAAGCACGAAGAUUACCACAUAGAAAAGUUGGUAAUUACUAUAAGAAAUUAGUGCAAAGACGAGAGGCACGCCCAGGAACAAAUCCAAAAUAUUAUCCUUAUUUAGAUGUUGAAUCUAUUGCAUCGAAUGAUGCUGGUGACGUCGUAUCUAACGGUGAGUAUUAUGAUGACGACGACUACCAGAGUGUCACUGAUGGCGGGGAGGGGGAUUAUUAUUAUGUAAACAGAGAAAGGUCACCUUCUCCAGUUGAAUAUAUCCCCUUUGGGCCACGCAGUAGAAUGAAUUUUGAUAGUGAUGAUUAUAAAUGUCAAGUUCCGAGUAUGACCGAUUUUGCUGUAUCACAUUAUAUUCCGUCCAAAAAGGAACCAGAUUUUGAUCCGGACAAAUCACGAAUAAAAGACGACCUUGUAUUUCACGACGUUGUCGCACACACAGCCCACAAGGCUCGCGAAGCAUUAAAACAUGUGGAUUUAGAUCAGUAUGAUAAUGCUAGUUUGGUAAUAAGCGUGGAAGGUGAAUAUAAAGAUCCCAUUAAGGGAGAAAAUAUGGGAUUUCACUACAUAGCACGUCCACUUACACUAAAGGGUCCAAUGCUUGCCGGUCCGGCGACAUAUGCAUCAACUGCAUCUGAUUCUGCAUUCAGUAGGUAUAUGGAUGACUCGAGAGCAUUCAGAGCAGAAGUAAGAAAUAGACUUGAGACUGGCUAUAAAACCUUAGGCGAGGUUGCAUCAAAAUAUAAGAGUCAUUCAUAUCCAAUCAUUACAUCUUCUCAUAGAAAUUUUUCACGGGCUUUAUCACCGGUACGAAGUUCGUCACAUAUUCCUAGAUGUUCCUCACCUGUGCGAUAUUCAUCUGAGUCUUUACCCAUUAGUAAUCUACGAAAACGCCUACAGGACAUUGAAAACAGGUUUAAAGCAAGCGGGUAUGGAAAACGCCUAGACCCGGACAUACCUGAUACAUUGGUGGUAUACCCUGUAUCACAAAAAGAAAGCAUAAAGGCUCUCAACGACCAUUUACCUGGUCACACUAACACCGUGGAACUGUAUCAAGGAAGUGCAAAAGGCACUGAACUGUCAACUUUGGAAAAAAUCAAUAUCAAGGCUGCACUUGUCGGAAAUAAAGUCGAGAUUUCAACCCCACACCGAAGAAGGCCAAAGUCCACAUAUGCUGCUAAUAAAAUGAGGGAGCUGAAAAGAGAGGAACGUGAAUAUGAGGUUGAAGCUAUUCCAACACAAAUAACAACAGGAUUAAAAGCUACUACUGUGUCACCACUCUACGGUGGAAAGUCACACUGGGAUGAAGAGGGCAAAGUAACAAAACCAAAAAACCUCAUGUCAUGGAAGUAUCGCAUUGAAUCCCGUGUUCCUCCUGGUGAUUACUUUUUCCCCAUAAAGACGAUAGGUCAUGUACGAGACAAGCUUCUUCACGUUAAGGAACAGAUGGACCGCCAUAAACAACUUAUGGAUAGAUAUCUACCUGACGAGGACUCACAGACUGACGUAAAAACAAAAAUUAUGAAUAUGUAUGUAGACAUGGAACAACAUAAUCCUUAUCUUUUCAGAGGAAGGGAAGGUUUAAUAACAACAAAAUCAUGUGAAAAUUCACCACCCAGUAGCAUUCUGCGAUCUCCAACGCCACGUAGGGCUGCCCCUACUGCAACGAUAAAACCUUCAGAUGGUUAUCAGCCGAUGUCCGAUGUCCGUCGACGAGUAAGGAGGGUCAUUUGUAAGAAUAGAGGAAAUCCACGAUUUUUCAAGACUGACUGAACAUUGUUGUUGAGUAUGAGAUACUGAGACGGGAGCGUUCAAAGGACAUUUCGAUAAUAUCUGGAAGGAGGAGCCAAUCACCUAGGACAUUUCAUUGAAACUGCCAUAAACACAUCUUUAAGCAGCGAUUUCUGACUUUAAAAACUUUUGGAUGUAAUUUAUUUGUGCUUUUAUCUGUAUUGCCCUGUCUCUCGUUUAAAAAUGUGUGCUUACGUUGAUACACAAAACACUGAUGUUCAGAAGAUGUUCUUUUUGUACAAGGACACAUUUCGAUAUGAAGACGGGACAAUUAUCAAGCGAAGUGAACCGUAUCAAUAAAAAAUUAGAAAAUGCGACUGAAAUUAACUGUAAAUUAGAUAAGAUUAUAUUAUAACUUAAGAAUAUAUUGUACAAAAUGGAUAUAUUAUAUAUUUAUUUAUAAGAUUUAACUUCUGAUAUCAAUUUAAUAUAUUUUAAUAAACAAAUGUUAUACGUAUAUGUUUUAAAACUUCUGUGAUACUGUAGUGUUACUGUCACUUGCGGUUUGUUGGUCUAAUGACAACUAUUGUACGAAAGAAUUGCUAUAUUAAAUCGUCUUUUGCGUA